AUCAUCAUCUCGGAAUUUCCAUUUUGGCUUCUCCAGCAGCCUCCAGGACUCCCUUUUAAAGGGGGCUGAAUCCAGCUGCUGCACACUGAGCUUCAUCAUCCAGAGCUUCUGCUCCUGCUCCGACAGCCCUCACCCGACGGAAAGAUGAAAGUCUCUGCAGCUGGAUUGGCUCUUCUCAUCAUUUUAGCCUCCUUCUUCCAAACUUUCUGUAGCCCAGCGGGACUCGACAUCCCAAUCUGCUGUUUCACAUACAGACAGCACAAACUCCCGUGGAAGCUCAUCCAACGUCAUUACAUCACCAGCAGCAGCUGUCCCCAGCCGGCCGUCGUGUUUGUCACAAAGCAAGGCCGCCAGGUAUGUGCCAAUCCCAAAAACAGCUGGGUCCGAAGCUACCUGCAAAUCUUGGAGCAGAACUAAGCCAAGCAGUAUGGCAAGAGUAGCUGCUGUC
Messenger RNA from Pseudopodoces humilis (Tibetan ground-tit), 448 nucleotides. RefSeq names its product C-C motif chemokine 4 homolog. Gene Ontology annotation, biological process: positive regulation of GTPase activity; positive regulation of cell migration; antimicrobial humoral immune response mediated by antimicrobial peptide. NCBI's taxonomy places the organism in Eukaryota, Metazoa, Chordata, Aves, Passeriformes, Paridae. Gene Ontology annotation, molecular function: chemokine activity; CCR chemokine receptor binding. Gene Ontology annotation, cellular component: extracellular region. The record is from RefSeq and is a predicted model, not a curated record.